Ctenopharyngodon idella (grass carp) is the source of this 2706-nucleotide messenger RNA. Its product is annotated as hereditary hemochromatosis protein homolog. Bases 261 to 1358 code for a protein of 365 amino acids. The record is from RefSeq and is a predicted model, not a curated record. Gene Ontology annotation, cellular component: external side of plasma membrane. The transcript is spliced from 6 exons. Lineage: Eukaryota; Metazoa; Chordata; Actinopteri; Cypriniformes; Xenocyprididae. Gene Ontology annotation, biological process: immune response.
AAGAGAAAACGAAAGAGGAACAGGCAAAAUACAUCGUAACAUAGGAGGAAGAAAAUGCCACUGUCUUUCUUUUAACGUUUAAUGCCAGCUAAGUUACAAUAGACGAUCACGACCAAAGAACAUUAAGUAGGCAACACAUCACCUGUGUGUCUGAAGACCGAUUUUGAAUCGUCUUGUGAUCGUGUUAAGAAGGGGCACACUCCUGAACGUCCAUAAUUUUUUACGGAGAUCCAUAACGCCUGGAUUCAUUAAUUUAGAGAAUGCUCAUGCUUGCGUAUCUGCUGUCAUGCUUGACAGUCGUCAAUGCAGGUUCUCACUCACUGAUGGCUUUGGUAACAUAUAUAGUUGGACAGACACCAUUUCCAGAGUUCAGUGCUGUGCUGAUGUUGGAUGAUCUGCAAAUAAUGUAUUAUGACUCAAUCACAUGGAAAGCUGUCUAUCGCACUAACAGUGAUUCAAAAUACUAUGAUGAAGAGCAAAGUGAUGCUGGUUUUAUAUUUCAAGACAUGUAUAAUGACAUGAAAAGUUUUUCUGUUAAACACUUAAAUAUCACAGAUGCUGUACAUGUUCUUCAGAGUCUUGCUGGAUGUGAACUGUUGAAUGAUGAUAAACCAGGUCCACUUCAUUUGUGGGAUGCUUUGGAUAGACAAAAUAUGAUGGAGUUCACAUAUGACCUGGAAAAAAACGAUAUCCAGAUGAAAAAGACAUGGAUACCUUGGAACCAAGUGAAACAGCUUAAAUUCAAGUUUAUACAUGAAAAGGUUUAUCAUCCUAUUUGCAUUAAAGUUUUGCGGAGGUACCUGAAUAUGGAAAAGAACAAUGUGAUGAGAAAAGUGAAACCCAGAGUCAGACUCAUGAGGAAGACACUCACAGACUCUCAAGGGCUUCAGAUCAGCUGUCUGGCCACUGGUUUUUACCCCCGUCACAUUAACCUGACUCUGUUCAGAGAUGGUCAGCCUGUGGAUGAUGAUCAGAUCACAGGAGGAGAGAUUCUUCCCAACGGAGACGGAACUUACCAGAUGAGGAAGAGUUUGGUGAUCAGCGCAGAAGAACUACAUGAAAAACAUAAAUACAACUGUACAAUGAAGCACCUCAAUCUGGACAACAAACUGGACAUUACGUUUGAUGUGGCUGAAUGUGACCCAGGAUCCCUCAGUCUGUCUGUAGUUAUCAGUGUGCUGGUGUUACUGUGUGUGGCUGUUCUCAUCAUAACUGCACUCAUCAUCUGGAGGAGGAAGAGACGAGCUGCUGGACGAGGACCUGGGACGUUCGCGGGGCCCCUUCCUGGAGAUUUGCUUAGGGCGCCCAAUAACCUAAACACCACCUUGCUUACUUCAACACAACAUACAAGGAAGUGAACUAGAGUGCCCUCUAGUGCACAGAAACAUUAAAGGGUUAGUUCACCCAAAAAUGAAAAUUCUGUCAUUAAUUACUCACCCUCAUUCGUUCAUCUUCAGAAAAAUUUUUUAAGAUAUUUUUCAUAAAAUCCGAUGGCUCAGUGAGGCCUGCAUUGCCAGCAAGACAAUUAACACUUUCAAUGCCCAAAAAGCUACUAAAGGCAUAUUUAAAACAGUUCAUGUGACAGUGUUUCAACCUUAGUGUUAUGAAGCGACGAGAAAACAAAAUAAUGACUAUUCAACAAUAUCUAGUGAUGAGCGAUCUCAAAACACUGCUUUAUGAAGCUUUGAAGCCUUAUGAAUCUUUUGUUUCGAAUCAGUGUUACGGAGCACGUAUCAAACAAUCCAGCAAUCCCAGUGUUGUUUUUGGACGUAUGAGUGAGCAUAAGAGUCUUCAUCUUCUCACAGCAUCUGAGCCACUGAGGAUGCAGUGGAUUAGUUUUAUUUUUGAAGGGAAUGUGCCCCCAUAUACUUAAAUUUGUUUAUGUCUGUGCAAAUUAGACUGCUUUGUGAAUGGAUGUCAAUACAAAGGGACAAUAAAAAACACAGUUUUUGCUAAAAAGUUGUUAGUCAAGGAUUGUUACUUUGCUAAAAACUGUUUGUGAUCCAGCUUACAGUCUCCAGAGCGAUACUGGAUACGGCAGCGAUGAAGGGAGAGCACGCACUUUAUUACAGUUCAUCGGAGAUGUUAAACGGAUAUAAAACUUGCUGCAAUUAAUUUUAAAACGGGUAACACUUUACAGUAAGGUUCAUUAUUUAACAUUAGUUAACUAUAUUAGUUAAAAUGAACUAAUAACUGCACUUAUACAGCAUUUAUUAAUCUUUGUUAAUGUUAAUUUCAACAUUUACUAAUACAUUAUUAAAAUCUUGUUAACAUUAGUUAAUGCACUGUGAAUGAACAUAAACAAUGAACAGCUGUAUUUUUUGCUUUAACUAACUUUAACGAAGAUUAGUAAAUAUAGUAACAAAUGUAUUGCUCAUAGUUACUUCAUGUUAGUUAAUACAUUAAUGUUUAACUAAUGAACCUUACUGUAAAGUGUUACCACAAAACGUACUGUAUGAUGGAGAAAACGCUGUAGGCUAUUACUGUUACUAAAAAUAAAGCUGCAUUUGAUUAUAAUAUGUUAGCUACUUGACAAAAUAGUGUUUUUUUCUGAGGCAUGGUAAAAGCAUGGUACUCGCAGAAAAUCAAGAAAACGAGAUUCAAAAAAUAUAAACGUGUUGAGCUAUAUAACAAUAAUUUGUUUUCUGUCUAUAAAUGUAACCAAACAGUUGCUCAUCUUUCUAAUAAAACAUGUAAUAUAUUAAA